AGAGAAAAUAAAGUACUUGUGUUGAUCGACGUAGAUGGCGCUAUGUCUAAAUUAGUGCAUUACUCUCUAUUGAGGGACGAAAGUAAUGUUCUCGUUUCGCCAAAAACAACACUCAUGAGUAAUGUCCAUAAGUACAGAGAUCAGCAAUCAUAAAGGACGUCCUUACCUCCUUCCUGGUGAUAAAAAGAUAGGAAAAUUGAUAGAUGGACUCCUGUCUAUCUUGAACAGACAGAAAAAUUGAAAAUUGAUAACAAAAAUUCGCACGACUUUAUCCUCAACAUGGUUAUAAGAGGGCCGGCGCACCGUGGCGUUUUAUCCGACAAUCUUCUUGCUUCUACGGUAAAAUCUUUGCAUCUCAGCCAAUCAAAAACAGGAACGUUGCCAGGCGAAAAGAUGAUUAAACGCUCUUCAAGAGAAUAUACGUGCAGAUCUUAAAUCUACAAGAUUAGCUGUUCCGAUAAAGGAUCUGAUUUUAUAACCAAGGACAGUUCCCCAGUCGCUCGUAAAGUUAUGCUUAACAGUAACGAACGGCUUGAUUUUAUCUCUAUUGCAGAUAGUGUAGGUUUACACCGAAGAUUAUGAUACCGAACCAAUAGUUCCACCCCCAAAAUCUUAAAACUAGGUCGUGUAAUACAAGACUUAUAGAUUGAUCUUAAUAUUUUACAAUAUAAUUGAUUGCGUGUAGUAACCUAUGCAAUCAAUCAUAAAAAAAACAAUCAACCCGACAAUCAUUUGACAGCUCUUUGUAACACUAGCCCUGAUCUCUAACUGUCAACGUUCCUUGCAUUUGAGAAUGGGGUCUAUUUUACAAUUUUCAGCAUUUCUACAUGUUACAAUUACUCUAUUCUCGUGUGUCUCUGGUCAAGCUGUUGGUAACCCAGUAAUCACUCUUAAUGGAGGGGGUAAGUUAGAAGGGAUCACCAUACCAUACAGUGAAUCACAAUUUUUAAACUUGAGUAAAUCGAUCGAUGCUUUCCUUGGGGUGCCGUUCGCUCACCCUCCUGUCGGAGAUCGCCGGUUCGCCAAUCCGGUACCAAUCGACAUCCAGGGCACCUAUAAUGCGACUUAUAGCAGGGCAGAGUGUCCUCAACUAACUCCUUUGACUGAUCUACCUGGAAUUGAGAUAGGUCGAGAAGUUAAUGAAGAUUGCCUCUAUUUGAGCAUCUACACACCAUCCCCGAAGCCAACAUCCUUGGCUCCUGUGUUUGUAUGGAUACAUGGAGGUGGCUACAUGAUCGGGGGUGGAUCUGAACUUAUUUAUCAGCCUCUACCUAUGGUCGCACUCUCAAAUAUUAUCGUUGUCAAUGUCAAUUAUAGACUGGGAGCAUUCGGCUAUUUUACAUCAGGUGAUGAUGUGGCUAAAGGGAAUUAUGGGAUGUUGGAUCAGGUUAUGGCUCUUCAGUGGGUUCAAGAUAACAUAGAAGCUUUCGGUGGAGACCCCAGGAGGGUAACGAUAGGAGGAGAAAGUGCUGGUGGAUCUAGCGUCAACCUACUGUCCUUAUCAACUCUUACUGAUGACCUUUUCCAACAGACAAUAAUGCAGAGUGGCAACGCACUUUGCCCUUGGUCUUGGACGACAAAUGAACAUGGAGCAAGAGCAGGUCGAGAACUCGCCAUGUCUCUAGGGUGUCCGACUGAGGACAGUUCAACAAUGGUUGCUUGCUUGAGAGAAGUACCUCAACGAAACCUUACCGAUGCUAUGGUUACCAUCUCAUCAGCGCUUUCUUCGCCUGUAGUCGAUGGUUACUUUCUAUUGGACACUCCCUUGGAGUUGAUCAACCGUCGUCAAUUUAAGGUACAACCAACCCUGAUGGGUACAAACGAGGAUGAGGGUGCAGGUGGCGCCUUGAGUCUGUUUCCCGGCACAGCUCGUUCAGAAACGCCCCCUCUCAUGAACAUCUCAUUCUUUAGAAGCCUUAUACAAUCUCAGACGUACAACGACGCAACCGACAUUGAAGUUGCUGCCAUUGAGAACGAGUACGUUGAUUGGUCCGUGGCCGAUGAUCCAAACGGAAAUCAAAUCGAUGGGUUCAUACGACUAAGUACCGAUAUUGACUUUGCCUGUCCAACGGAGUAUUUGGCCCGAGCUUUAGAAUCAUCCGGGGCUGAUGUUUAUCGAUACGAGAUGACACACGACCCAUCAUGGUCGAUAUAUGCAGGUAUUCCAAAGUGGUUGGGGGCAGCACACGCAGAGGAUCUUCAAUACGUCUUCACAUGGGGUUUGAAUCCUGCACCUAUCGCCCAAAUCGUUGGUCAAUCAGACGAAGAAAAGGCAUUGUCCGUUCAAUUUGUUCGUUACUGGGCAAACUUUGUGAUAUCAGGGAACCCUAAUGGACCAUUAGACACUGGAGACUACCCAGAAUGGCCAAGGUAUACGAUGCCUGGUCAAGAAUACAAGAAGUUAUCUUUGGAUAUGGCAAAUGACCGUGCGAUGAGAGCAUCGCAGUGUUCGCUAUGGAGGAACUUUCUUCCAGGUCUCAGAAUCCAAGCAGAUCCUGUUGAUGAUAUCUACGAAGAUUGGCAGGACCAGUUUGAAAGAUGGAAGACUACUGAUCUACCAUCCUGGACGAUUGAGUUUGAAAAUUAUAAACAAAGUAAUUCUUGCAACACAGAAGUGCCAUAAAAUAUCGUCCAUAAACUAUUUGAUGAAACCAACAAUAAAAUACUAGUAAAUGAAAUUCAGAUUCGGUUAUUGCUUUCAUUUGUAAUACAUUUUCAUGUUAUUUUUUGUAAACAUUUAGAUAAUCAGCAUCUAUUUAGGUCAGCACUGAGGCAAUCGUCGUUAUGUUUAAAUAAUUAUUAUUGUAGUAAUUAUGUACAUUGAAAUAUAAUUCUGAUUUUCAGAGAGAAGAUAGGCAGUGAUGACUCUUCUGUUCAUAAUUCAAAAUUAUUUGUGAUAGUUCUCAUUAUGAUCAGUACUUAACUUCGACUUUCGUGAUUCAAUCAACACUUUGUCAUUUGAUUUUUAACCCUGAAUUCAAAAUGAAUGUUUCUUUCAGUGCGUAUUUUGGAUGGUCCUAUCAUUCAUCAUUCUCCUCAGAUUUUCUUCCAAAGCGCCCUCAUUUAAUUGAAAUGGUGAAAAGCCAUGUCGUGCUAAAAGCCCCCUCACACCUAAUCGAAUGUAGGUGGACGAAGAGAAAAUGCACGAAAUGCACGCGAAUUCAAAUAAAAUUUCCGUCAAAUCAUGCGAUCAGUAACUAUUGUAAAUUUUAUCAACGAAUGGUAAGCGAAAGAUAAAUAUGACAUGCGAAGGAUAUCGAUUUUUCGGUUCACCUCUUUUAGUAAAUUGCAGCCGGAGGCGAGCGAAGGGUUGCUUUAACCCCAAAAGAGAACGAACAGUGAGCAAUGGUUUGAUAUGGCGUGCGAUUAGAAACGAAGACGAGGGAAUAGAUCGGGCGUUCUUGUACGUUUGUGUGCACUCCUCGGGGUGUAAAAAGCGACCAGGUCCAACCGGAUUUCAGUACGGCCAGAGAAGUCAUCCACGUAACAUGCCAUAUUAUUCGUCUUCUCACUCGCUCGCAUUUGCAAUCCAUAGUUUGUCUUAGUAUAAUUU
Molecule: messenger RNA, 3553 nt
Organism: Lytechinus variegatus (green sea urchin)
Lineage: Eukaryota; Metazoa; Echinodermata; Echinoidea; Temnopleuroida; Toxopneustidae
Product: cholinesterase 1-like
Exons: 10
Coding region: 794-2623 (609 amino acids)
Source: RefSeq, a predicted model, not a curated record